Messenger RNA from Uloborus diversus, 2381 nucleotides. RefSeq names its product conserved oligomeric Golgi complex subunit 4-like (gene Cog4). The record is from RefSeq and is a predicted model, not a curated record. NCBI's taxonomy places the organism in Eukaryota, Metazoa, Arthropoda, Arachnida, Araneae, Uloboridae.
CAAAAGCGAAGUAGUGUGUCGUGUCGAUCGAAAGCAUAAAAUAAAAUUAUGUUUUCCGAAAUAUCUGAGAUAAGCGUAGAAUUAAACACCGUUGAAGAUGCUGAAAGAGCUUUUGAAUAUUACUGCACUAAAGAAAAAAAAAUCAAUGCUGAAUUGAAAAACUUCAUUGAAAAACAUGAUCAUCAGGAAAGUAAAGUCUUAUCAUUGCAGAAAAUGCUGCCUCAAUUGCAGUUAGUUCAUUCGGACUCUGUGCAGCUUUCUAGUAUGAUAGCUUUUACUUCUGCAUUAGCUGAAAAUGUUAGCAGUAAAGUCAAACAACUUGAUGUUACAAGAAUUCGUGUUACAGAAUGUAUGCAAAGAGUUGAAGAUAUACUUGAUCUAAAAUUUUGUACAGAUGGAGUUCAAACAGCACUCCAAAAUGAAGAUUAUGAACAGGCUGCUGCUCACAUUCAUCGGUUCUUGAGUUUAGAUCAGACAGUCUUAAAAAAAUCAGCAGCUGACAGCAAAGAAGGCAGCAGCUUGGAUGAGGCAUUUGUUAAGCUUCAUGAAGCUGAGACUCAGCUUAAGGCUAUUGUUAUGAGGAAAUUUGAUGAUGCUGUCAGGGAUGAAGAUGUAGCAUCUGUGGAAAGAUUUUUCAAAAUUUUCCCCCUCCUUAAUCAACAUAAUGAAGGGCUUAAAAAGUUUUCAACGUAUUUGUGUUCUCAAAUUGCCGAAAAGUCUCAAAAAAAUAUGAAAUUAGCUCAAAGUCUUUCCCCUUCUGAUAAACGAUGGAUUGUGAAGUAUGCUGAUACUGCUACUUUGCUUUUAGAAGGCAUUGCUCGAAUUAUUGAAAUACAUCAGCCGCUGAUAGAAACUUAUUAUGGUCCGGGAAAAUUAUUUUCUGCCAUUGAGAUAUUGCAGAAGGAAUGUGAUCGCCAGUUUAAACGUAUUUUAGAAGAAUUUAAAGCUCAAAGAGAUUUUCAGAAAAAGGGCUCAUUGUUGCAACAACUGAACAAAAACCCUUACAGGAAUCUGGAAAAGUUAGAUCCUCGAGAAUUGGAUAUUCUCAUGGCAGAAAUCACAAUACUGAGUGCUAGAUCUCAACUGUAUUUGAGAUUCAUACGACAAAAAAUAAUGGGAGAUAUUGAAAUUUCUUCUGCAGAUGAAAAAUGGAAAAAAGAAGAAGAGGCAAGAUUGACUCGUUUUCUGAAGGAAUGUGAGCUUAGCAAACUCAUUCAUGAUGUGCUAGGAACUUAUGUUACUAUGGAGGAAUAUUUUAUGAGAGAAUCCAUACAUAAAGCUGUUAGUAUGGAUGCAAUUGAGGAGAAUUCGCAAACUUCCAGUAUGUUAGACGAUGUAUUUUUCAUAAUUAAGAAGUGUUUAAGGAGAGCUGUCUCAAGUUCUUAUGUUGAUAUUGUUUGUGCAAUGCUAAACCACACAAACUCAUUACUGCAGACUGACUUCUAUGAAGUUUUAAAUGAAAAAGUGAAACUUGGGUUCCCAUCUAGUAUGCUAGAUUUCAGUCAGGCGUACAAUGUUUUUCAAGCAAGCCUCCAGAUGCAAACAUCUGAUAUUGACAAAUCAAAAAUUGACUUUUUGGUUACUCUGAAUAAUGCAGAAGUUACUUGUGACCUUGUCCGAACACUUCGUGCAACUCUGGAAGAAGAUGUUCAGAAAAUGUUUCCCCAUGCUUCUGAUCAAGACAAGAGAAAGUUAGAUAGUUGUUUAUCCGAGUUAACAUCUGUUAAUUGCAAGUUCCAGCAACUAAUUAAUAGUGGAAGAAGUCAUCUUUGUGUUACUAUUGUGAAGCCUCGGGUAAAACCAUGGGUAGAUGCUUUCCAAUCUGCAUCGCACAUCAUAACUGAGGAUGAAUUUUCUCAAUAUGAAGCUAAUGAUGGUAUGAGACCUUUCAUCCAGAACUUCAUUAUCAGUAUCGAUACAUUUCUAAAAUCCUUAAAGUCGAAUAUGACUACUAAUAACUUUGAUGCACUUGUGAGCUUACUAGCUUCAGAGUUAACUUUGCAGUUUGAAAAAGCUGUUCUUUCUUGUCAUUUUAAUAGGUUUGGUGGUAUACAAUUCGACAGGGAAUUGCGGAUAAUUAUUGCUUAUCUUACUACUGUCACAACGUGGACAAUCAGAGAUAAAUUUGCCCGCUUGUCACAAAUAGCUUCAAUUUUGAAUUUAGAAACGGUGAAUGAAAUCCUGGAUACUUGGGGCUCUAAUUCUGGAUCCUUAACGUGGCGUCUUACACCUACUGAAGUACGACAGAUUUUAAUUCUUCGGAAAGAUUUUAGAUCUGAAGACAUUAAACGCUUGAAAUUGUGAAAAGAAACUGAAUUUGUGUAAUUAAUUAUAUUUUUUUUAAUUUUACAAAUAAAGUGUUAUUGUUUUGUUGUUGACAA